AUGCUGUCCCUCUUGCUGAUCCUAACAGGCCUGAGCCUUCUGACCACUGCGGGCCCGAAUUCUGAAACACCCGUUCUGCAAAUUACAGUACCACGGAAGAUCCAGACAAACACCGAUGAUGGCGAUGUUUCAGAAACACAUGCCACUUAUUCCAUCAACAUUGAGGGGAAAUCAUACACUUUCCUGCUUGAAAAACAGUCAUUUUUACACCCACGUCUCCUAGUGUAUUUAUACAAUGAAUCAGGAAUAUUGCAUGAAGAUUCUUCAUUUUCAAACGAUCAUUGCUUUUAUCAAGGAUAUGCUGCAGACAUUCCAAAAUCAGCUGUGACACUAAGUACCUGUUCUGGACUCAGAGGAUUAUUUCAGUUAGAUAAUAUCAGUUAUGGUAUUGAACCAUUGGAAUCUUCACCUACAUAUGAGCAUGUAGUUUAUCAAAUAAAAAAUGAUGCUAUUGGUCAUUACUCAUUUCAAGAAAAUUACCCAGUGGCCCAAUAUAUAGAUCAGUCCUACCGGAUUCUUGUGAAAUCAGACAUAAAUUCAGGUGCCAUGCUAUUGAAAAGAACUCUGAAAGUACAAAUCAUUAUGGAUAAAGCCAUGUACGAUUAUAUGGGCUCUGCUGUGGCAGUUGCAGUUGACAAAGUUUUUCAAAUCUUUGGUCUUAUCAACACUAUGUUUUCCCAGCUUAAUAUGACAGUCAUGCUGUCUUCCUUGGAGAUCUGGUCAGAUCAAGAUAAGAUUUCAACAAGUGGUCAUGCUGAUGAAUUACUACAGCGAUUUUUGUCUUGGAAACAAAAAUUUUUGUCUCAAAGGCCUCAUGAUAUGACAUAUUUAUUAGUUUACAGGAACCAUUCUACUUAUGUGGGAGCAACGUAUCAUGGAAUGGCAUGUGAUCCAAAGUUUGCAGCCGGAAUUGCUCUGUACUCAAAGAAAAUCACUUUAGAGGCCUUUUCGGUUGUUAUGGUACAGUUGCUUGGAAUUAAUCUGGGAUUGACAUAUGAUGACAUCUACAAUUGUUACUGUCCAGGAACUACGUGCAUAAUGAACCCUGAUGCAAUACGAUCCAAUGGUAUGAAGUUUUUUAGCAGUUGCAGCAUGGAUGGAUUUAAACAGAUAGUUCUGCAACCUGAACGUAAAUGUUUUCAGGAUAAAACAAUUUCAAAAAUGACUUACCAAGGAAAAGCUACAACUUGUGGUAAUGGAAUUUUGGAAUCUACAGAGCAGUGUGAUUGUGGCAAUGUAGAGGGAUGCAAUUUUAAAAAAUGCUGUAAUCCUAAAGAUUGUACUCUGAUCAACUUUGCAGAAUGUGGCACUGGACCAUGCUGUGACAAUAAAACUUGUAGAAUCCAUGAAAGAGGCCAUAUCUGCAGAGACAGCGUAGAUAUGUGUGAUUUUCCAGAAUAUUGCAAUGGAACAUCUGAGUUUUGUGUACCUGAUGUGAAAGCUGCUGAUUUAGAAUACUGCAAUAAUAAGACUAGUUAUUGCUAUGAAGGAGUAUGCAGAGAUAGGGAUAAACACUGUGUAGAUCUAUUUGGAAAAUUUGCUAAGUCUGCUAGUCUUCUGUGUACAGAAGAAGUGAAUUUUCUAAAUGACAAAUUUGGAAACUGUGGCGCCCGUUGUCAUUUUUUUCAUAUCCUUUGUGGAAAGGUUGUCUGUCACUGGACACAUUCGCAACCAGUAUCAGUGAAAGAAUAUGAUAUACAAUAUACUUACCUUGGAGGUCAUGCAUGUUUCUCAGCACAUGCAAGAAAUGGUUCAAAGCAAGUAACAACCUAUGUAGAACCUCUAACUAUGUGUGGUGAACACAGGGCAUGUUACGCAAAACAAUGCAAAUUUAUUAGUGAAAUAAAUAUAACAAAAUGUAACAAAACUUGCAAAGGACAUGGGGUUUGCAAUGAACAUUUCAAUUGUCAGUGUGAUCCUGGUUAUGCUCCUCCACAUUGUGAUCCAUCAAUAUCAUCACCAGGAGGAAGUAUCGAUGAUGGAUAUUGGUUUUCAUCAGAAAAAGAGGAACCCUCGUUUCCAAAACAACGUGCUGCUCCUAAAAACAAUGGUCUUUUGAUCAGUUUCUACAUUUUUUUACCUUUGCUCAUUUUAAUUGCUGUUGUUAGUCUUAAAUGGAAAAAAAUGAAGAGAUUUUGGAGCAAAGUGGGAACAGUAAGCAGCAAAUCUAUCUCAGAAGACAGCAGUAGGACAAACAGCCAGUCACAGAGUUAAAGUAACCAACUGAUAAAAUCAAAGCCAUAAGAUGAAGAAAGGAUAUUACCAAGAAACUCACCAUUAACUGGUCUGAUCUAACAAUGAAAACAAAUUCUACUCUCAUUUUGUUAUGGCUUAAAGAUU
Molecule: messenger RNA, 2340 nt
Organism: Saimiri boliviensis boliviensis (Bolivian squirrel monkey)
Lineage: Eukaryota; Metazoa; Chordata; Mammalia; Primates; Cebidae
Source: RefSeq, a predicted model, not a curated record